Molecule: messenger RNA, 2412 nt
Organism: Caenorhabditis auriculariae
Lineage: Eukaryota; Metazoa; Nematoda; Chromadorea; Rhabditida; Rhabditidae
Source: the annotation of a GenBank genome assembly
AUGAUGUUGACCGCAGAACUAGUCUUGACCCCCUGGGGCGUUCCAAACUUUUUUUUCUCAGUUUUCAAGACAUUUUCACUUACAGUUAACGUUUUCAGUGUGGCUCAUGGGCUUAUCAAUCCGACAUAGUCAACCUUGUGGUCGAGCGGCAAGAAAUCGCUUUGGAAGACUUCUAUGACAAUCAGGUAAACAUCCCAAAAAGUUUCAUAGUUUCUAGGUAAACCUCAAUAUAUGACUCAGGCACUUGGCUCAACUGACUGCCAAAAAGUAAAAAAAAAUGUUACAAAUGCCGAUAAGCUUUCUUUCAAAAGUUUUUGAUAAGAUGUUUCAAAUAUAGCAUUUAUUUCUUUGUUUUCACGUUUCCCUUCUGCCAUUCUUACUUAAAUAAUAGUUGAUUCGUAUUUCCAAAUAUAGAAAUGAGGUUUUGGUGUUUAAAACACCCUCUUCCACAUUCUCUCGAAGUUUCAGCCCGCCUGAAAAAUUAAAAAAAAAACUGAUCAUUAAUAAGUUUUUCAUAGAAAUGAUCGAAGAGCUGUGAAAGUAUCUCAAUAAUUGUAAGUUUUGAAGGAAUGGCUGCUAAUGGACGCGAGACUGUACAACGGAACCACUCGGAACGUUUCCGAACGCGAAGAAUCGUACAGCAUGGUCUACAUGCAGCUCGACCUCAAACGCCAGAGUUUCUACUACGUAUUCAAUCUCGUUUUCCCCACGACUCUUGUGAGUUCUUCUUUGCUGAGAAUAGUUGCUCAUUUCAAAUAGGAAAUUUCUCAGCUUAUUUUUUCUUAUAUUUUUUGUUUAAAUAGUUCAAUUGAGUGGAAUAAUCCUUUCUCAGGUCUCUCUGGUCGCCGUGAUAGGUUUUCAUGCUCCGAUAAACGCAACCGGAAGACGCGAGAGCAAGUUCCGCCUAGGUUCGUUUUGUUCCUUGUCGCGACCGAAAAACUUUUUCUUUUUUUUGCGAAUGUAGGAAGAAAAUUUGGUCCUAUGGAAAGUCAACUUAAAAUCUUACAUCAAGUAUAAAAAACCUUCAAGUUCUCAUUUUUUCGGAACCAAAGCUUUUCUUUUAUUUGUACGCUACGUAUCAACACGCUGAAACUGUUUAAAGUCCUUGAAUUCAACGAAACAUGCGAAAGCCUGGAAAUUCGACCAUUUGAAAGUUUGAGCGAUAGGUGGGCAAGUGCAAAACUCAUUCAGCCCGGAAGGAGGGGUUGGUUUACAAAAUUCUUAGAAAAAUCGGAAUAAAAUCAAGUUUCAACCAUAAGAAGGUAUUUUUGGCCCCAGUUAUACGAGUUUCAAACAAUUGCCUGUCCAUGUAUGCUUUGUGUUUUCAUAAUUUUGAAAUUUUUGUUUUCUUCCCCUAUCUGUAUUCAAGCCACGAAGAUCCUAUGUGUUAACUUCGAGAGUUUUUGAGAUAUCGCUCAAUUUGAAAAAAAAGAAUUUUCUUUUUAAAUUAUGUAUUUCCCUGAAUCUUGCGAAUUCUUAGGCAUAAUGACACUGCUCUCGAUGUCCGUUAUGCUUCUGAUGCUAGUGGGCGAAAUGAAGUUCGCCAUGGAAAGUGUUCCUGGACAACGAGGCUCCUUCAGCGACGUUCCACUUAUGGGUGGGGUUUCCACUCUGCGAGCUUUAUAUAUUGUUUAAUCUGACAGGAAUCUACUACAUGACUUUGAUCUUCAUCAUCAGCGUGGCUACGUGUACGUCUUCUAUUUUCGUUCAUCUCGAGAAGUUUGCUCUGCGGAAUCCGUCGUGGCAGGUCCGAAAACUCUUUUGGAUAGGCGGCACACCUUCCAGUUUCAGUCCAUUCCCUGGUACCUUCGCUGGCUCGCCGCCAAAAAGCUCUUCUGUUGCUAUGUGCCUCCGGCGUUCCGAUACGACAAGGAUGACGUCGUCCGCAACAAUAACAUCCAGGUCCAGUUCGAUUCGAAACGCUAACUUAUUUUCCUUCGUUUCUCCUUCGAAGAGCUCAUUUUGUGAAACUAUUUUCUCAAAAAAAUAUUUUGCAGACAUUGUCAGUGACUUCAAGUCCAGAUAGAACAGUUAUGAAGAACUUGAUACCAAAAGAGGUAUUUUAGAUCUCAGGAUCACUUUGUUAUUUUUUUUAUUUGAGGUCAACUUCACAGAGGUCGAUCAAGAUGCUCCUCUCCAUGACGUGACCGUCCUUGAAGGUGUGUUAAGAACCGUCAUAGGGAUUGCUAGUGGGAUGUUUGAGGCGGAAAAGAGAAAGAACAGAAGAUAGAAAGGAUAGUGAGUCUGUUGCGGGACAUCAUCUCGAUGAAGGAGAAGAUGCACGCCGGCGGACAGCUCACUUCCUACUGGGACAGGAUCAUCCGACGUCUCGAGAACGUGUCUCUCACCACCUACUUGCUCAUCAUCCUCGUCAACUUGCUCAUGUUCCUCUACCCUGAGAUGUGGUACUAA